Metarhizium brunneum ARSEF 3297 is the source of this 1296-nucleotide messenger RNA. RefSeq lists its product as uncharacterized. The record is from RefSeq and is a predicted model, not a curated record. Lineage: Eukaryota; Fungi; Ascomycota; Sordariomycetes; Hypocreales; Clavicipitaceae.
AUGGUCCCUUUAGUAGGCUUCAAAGACAAUAUCGUCAUCUCGCAUUUCGUCUCCAACCUACGCAUCGGCUUUGAGCAGAACCCUGCCAGCACUUCUGACGCGCCUACCAUGCGUGCUGCCAUGGAAAGCUUUGGCAAACGUACCAGCGCCUAUGUAUCUGGACUGAGUGUUGCUGAGACUUACUUCAGUCAGAUUCACAAGGUUGCCCACAUGCAGUCGCAUGGCGCCGCAUUGUACGGUCAUGCACUUGGCCGGCUGCGGCUAGAUCUCCAGUAUAUUAACAACGACUUUGAUAGAGCCAGAGCGUUCUUGGGUCUCUGGACUGCAUACUUUUUGUCUCUGUAUGAGCUGAUUUCCUCCUCAACUUCUGGGAUGUGGUUGCAACACGCCCAGGGUGUAGCCACUCUUAUCGAGAUGCUCGGUCCUGAUUCUUUCCAGACUGCAUCUGCCAACGCUUUACUCGAAGUGAAGCGCCCAUUCUUGGGUAUCUCUCACAUUGUGAUGCGAAAACGGUGCUUUCUAGAGGCUGAGGAGUGGAAGACGGGCCCUUGGGCUCCACAGCCGGACUCCAAACUUCCAGGCUCCAUGUUAAUGGAUGUCUUUGUCACCCUUCCUGGAAUCGUAGAAGAUGCAGAUAAGUUGAAGGCAGAUGCUGAAAAAUUGAGGAGCGGUACACUAGCUGGGGCUGCGGUCAUGACAUCCCGAGCGAAGCUGCAAGGCAGAGUCCUCUCCGCCAUACACAACUUAUCAGAAUCUCGCUGGAAAUGGGAAGAUGUAUACCCGCGAGUUUGCUGGAAAACCCGCAUCAACAUGGCAACAACACUGUGUUUAGACCUAGAGGGAAAGCCACUCUUUGAGACGUGCCUGAAUUUCGUGGGUAUGAAGCGAACUUUUGAAAUCCUCUUUUACAAUGUCAGCAGAUUGUUGUUGUUCCGGCUGUCAGACUUGAUAGGAUUGAAAGAGGACGCAACGGCGAACAUGGAACAUGUUUGGCAGCGACACGGCCCUUUCUUGAAUCCCCUGUUGCUCCCGGGUCUUGGAACGAGAGAAUCUCACGCUUUGGAAAUUUGCCGGAUCGUGGACUAUCUACUGAACGGUGAGCAGAACUACCACGGUGCCUAUAUCCUCCUUUUUCCUUUGCGUGUUGCUCGGACCCAACUUGAAUCGUCACCCAAGGUGCAUGACUGGAUUGGCAGAGUGCUCAAGCAGUUUGCGGAAGAGAAAGGGUUGAGGGUUGGCGAGUACUUGAAUGAAGUGAGCCAGACUGGCGACGGGAUGACACCCAAGAAGGGUUGA